GAGUUGUAUUGUAGUGACGUACACCCCUUAUUUAGCACUAGACCUGUAGCCCAUUAUCAAAAUAAUUAAGUAAUAUACGACAUCAGAGUUAGAAUUGCCUAGGUAGACAUGUUUUCCUCUAUAAAGCAAGAAUUUUCACUGGAAAAAAAAAUCAAGUUGGAGUUUGAUUUUAAAUCCGAGUUGAAAGACGAGGAGGAAGAGCCUAUAGGGACGGUUUAUAUCUGCGCGAACUGCACCACUCACGUGACCCUCACUCCAUCCUCAACCUUGCGCUGCACCACAUGUGAGCAUUUGACAGGUUCUUCUACCGUUUUUUAUAAGGUACGUACUCAGGCCACUACUUAUGAUACCAUCUAA
Molecule: messenger RNA, 357 nt
Organism: Phytomonas sp. Hart1
Lineage: Eukaryota; Euglenozoa; Kinetoplastea; Trypanosomatida; Trypanosomatidae
Source: the annotation of a GenBank genome assembly